ACAUACCUACCCUACCCUGGCUUCUCUGAAGGCGUAGUUCCGUUCCUUCUGCUCUUUGGUCUUGUACAAAGUGGACCGACUUCACAUUAUUCUUUGUUUCAUUCACAAAUCACGGACGCUCUACAGUUUUUGUCAAUUUUUAUCCUUGUUAUGUCACUUCUAUUUUUUCACCUCCUUCAUCUUCGCCGAUUCUUCCUCACCGACUCCUUUAAUCAAUUCACAAAUCACAAAUAAUUUCAGUUUCCACUCCUUACCUACUCUCACAUACCUACCCUGGCUUCUCUGAAGCGUAGUUCCGUUCCUUCUGCUCUUUGGUCUUGUACAAAGUGGAUCGACUUCACAUUAUUCUUUGUUUCAUUCACAAAUCACGGACGCUCUACAGUUUUUGUCAAUUUUUAUCCUUGUUAUGUCACUUCUAUUUUUUCACCUCCUUCAUCUUCGCCGAUUCUUCCUCACCGACUCCUUUAAUCAAUUCACAAAUCACAGCCACUCUAAUCAAUUCUUCUCAAUAUGUCACAUCUUAUCUUCAUCACCGACACUCUCUUCUCUGUAAAUUAAUUAGAUACUUUCCGCCUACCCAACACCAAUGGUGCUUUCUGGCUGUUUUCGCUGCAAUCUACCUAAUUCCAUGGCGUCCACUUCUGCUGCUGGUGAGACGGGGCCUUUUGAUGGAAUGGCACCAUGUUCCCCGUCUUCAGGUACAUACUCAACACUCAUGCCAAAGCCCUCUUACGAUGUCUUCAUUAAUCAUCGAGGACCAGACGUCAAACACACAAUAGCUAGCGCACUUUAUUCCAUCAUCACUGGUAUGUUAAUGACAGUAUUUUUGGAUUCGGAGGAAUUGAAAUAUGGGGAUUUCUUGCCUAAAGCAAUAGAAGCAGCAAUGAGCAGCGCUUUACUUCAUAUUGCAAUUUUUUCAGAGCGCUAUGCAGAAUCACCCUGGUGUUUGGCAGAGCUUUCCUUUAUGCUUAAAACUGACGCCAAAAUUAUUCCUAUUUUCUACCAUGUAGAACCUACUGAUCUCAGGUCUGUAGAUCAAGGGGAAGGAGCGUAUAGCAAGGACUUUAAGAAGCAUAAAGAGAAGGGUAGAUACAGUUUGGACCAGCUUGAGGAGUGGAGAAUGGCACUCUACAAAGCCUCAUUUUUCACUGGACAAAUCAUCAAAAAUGAAGAUGAUGAGACGAGGUUGCUGAAGAAUAUUGGGAAUACUAUAUUAAAAGUACUAAAACCAGCUCCAUUAGUGGUUGCCAAAUAUCCAGUUGGUCUAAAUGAAAUAAUGGAAGACUUUGAAGUGAAUACAUUUCAAUCUGCCCAGGCUUAUCAGAUGGUACAAGUUGUGGGAAUUUGGGGUAUAGGUGGCUCUGGCAAAACAACUCUUGCUAAAGAAAUAUACAACAGAAGAUCUCCUUUAAUGGAGAGUUCCAGCUUUAUUUUUGGUGUUGGAGAUGCAGCACAUAAAGGCAUGUUGCGUAAUAAGCAGUUAAAACUCUUCAAAGACCUUGGUGUCGAAGGUGUAGCAGUUGACAAUAUAGAGGAUGGAUUGACAAGGAUUGCGAGGCAUUUGAGAUCUGUAAGGGUGCUCGUUGUUCUGGAUGAUGUGGAUGAUGUGGACCAACUGGAUACCCUAAUGCCCAUAAAGGACAGUCUAUGCGAAGGUAGUCUCAUCAUUGUUACUACUCGUGAAAAUGAAGUACUCAAGUCUUGGGGUAUCUCCUCUGUAUACAAAAUGAAGGAAUUGGAUCCAUUUCAUGCAGAACAACUUUUUUGCUGGCAUGCUUUUUCAAAGCCCAUUUCACUGGAUGGAUUUGAAGAGCUUGUUAAACAGUUUGUAAAGGCAUCCAACGGAUUACCUCUGUCACUGAAGGAAUUUGGAGCACAACUUUGUGGGACCUCCCAUGAAUUUUGGGAGUGUCAGUUGGAUAAGAUCUCAAGAGUAUUGCCACGGAAUAUCAAAGAGGCUCAAAGAUAGUUAAGAUGCCCUUGAUUACGAGGAGAAAGAGACAUUCCUUAACGCUGCUUGUUUUCGCAAGACCCCACAAAGUUGGGAGUCUGCUGAAGAAUUUUUGUUUCUCCAAUCGCUGGAGCGCCAGGAUUUGAGUUCGCAGCAGCUUUGGGGAUUUGAGUAAUCUGCGGCAUUUAGAUCUAUUCCUUUGCACCAAGAUCUGUUCCUUUGCACCAAGUUGAGGAUGUUGCCACUUGCUAAUCAUGUAUUCCUUAGGCUCUCUUUCCUCUUUUAAAGGUUAAAAUGUUGUUUCCAUUCUAAACGACUAUUUUUAGGUUAUUGUGACGUUUUUCCCACUUGACAACGUUGGAACAUACCUUAUCUCCAUUUCUGUAAUGAUAAUACUCACUACCCGUAUAUUUUUAGUUUCUGUU
Messenger RNA from Cryptomeria japonica (Japanese cedar), 2376 nucleotides. RefSeq names its product disease resistance protein RPV1. NCBI's taxonomy places the organism in Eukaryota, Viridiplantae, Streptophyta, Pinopsida, Cupressales, Cupressaceae. The transcript has 2 exons. Gene Ontology annotation, molecular function: ADP binding. The record is from RefSeq and is a predicted model, not a curated record. Gene Ontology annotation, biological process: defense response; signal transduction. The coding region runs from base 587 to 1969 and encodes 460 amino acids.